CUGUGAGGUGGGAGGCGAAGGCGAGACAGACAUUACGCGAGAAAUAUUACUAAAAGAAGAUUAAAAAUAUAAAAAAGUAAAGUCGGGCCUCUUAUCAAGAAGUAUUAGGGAACAAUAGGCUUUUCCUCCAAAGUCUAAGACCCUCGAUCAAAGUAAGAAGGGGGAGGGGAAAAAAAGGAGAAGAGGAAGGAAGAAGUAGGGGAAGAGGAAGAAGAAGACGAAGAAGAAAGACAGAAAGAGGAAGAAGAGGAAGAGGAACAAGAAGAAGGAGGAGGAGAGCCAGAACAAGUUGCCCGAGAAAUAAUCUAUGUUAAUGAUGACAGAAGGGCCUACUCGCGUGGCUGAUGCUGUGCUGGAGGUGUCACAGUUGGUAUGGGGGCCAAGUAUUCGACCGGAGUUAUUUGCCAGGUGGUCACAAGGCUUCAUAUUCAGUAAUGAUGAGAGAACCGCAUUGAUCCAAACAAGUGGCGGACCUUGUGCUGUCAUUGCCCCUGUUCAAGCCUUCCUUUUGAAAAACCUAAUAUCCAAAUAUCAGUUAUCUCAGCUCAGGGAGAUUGACAGUACAAUAUUGGAUCAACACUUAGCUGCGACACUAACAGAGAUGUUAUGCCAGUGUAAACAGCCGUCCACAUUAGGAAUGCAUUCUGGAGAGAAGCCUGUAUCUCCUACUGAAUCUCUUGAUAAUAGUAAUACUCCCUCUCGUCGGGACCAAGGUCCAUUUGAAAUUGCUUGCCUGGAUGACCCACUGCCUCAAAAUAGUGAUUGCGUGGAAACUGGCCUGCAGGAGCCAGACCAGCCAUCACCUACACCAAGUGCCAAAGAUUAUAGUCUUUUUCAUUCCAGUGUUAGAUUAAGGCAAUUUGAAAGUGCCCACUCGUUGCAGAAUUACCUGGAGACCCACCUGGACAAGUACAAAGCUCAGUACGGAGUGCUCCUCUUCCUGUAUUCUGUCCUGCUUACAAAGGGAGUGAAGGCAGUGCGAGAAGAAAUCGGCGAUCACAACGAGAGCCUUAUAGAUGUGACGCAGGGCCAUGGGGGACAGGGUCUCAUCAACCUCCUGAUAACAGGAAGGGCCUCUGCCUACGUGUGGGAUGAAGAGAAGGAUGUUGGGGGCCUGAAUUUAGUUGGCGUUUUGAAAAGACCAGUGGUAGGGUUUCUGACGCGACUAGAACAUCUCCGUUAUGUUCAGGUGGGCUGGUAUCUCAAGAACCCAACCAACCCCGUUUGGGUGAUUGCGUCUGAAACACAUCUCACAGUUUUAUUCUCAUGGAGUAAGAAGCUGGUAACUCCCGACUCUGAAGUGGAACGAGCCAAGCAGGUCUUUAGCUGGUAUGACACCGAGGGAAACCGCUUCAUUCAGAAGGAGAAACUGAAGGAUGUCCUGGAAAAGCUCAAUAUGUGCACUGAUGAUGAUUUCAUCAGAUUCAUGAUGAAUGAACUGGAUCCAGACAAUAUAGGGGUCAUCCUGUAUCACAAAUUUGUGGAAGCCUUUUUUACUCCAGAGCAGUCAUAUACUCCCCCAGACACAUUUAUAGUAUAUCAUUAUAAUGGCCUUGAAUCAUCUUGUCCUUUGGGGAAGAUUGCAUAUGCCGAGGGAUGUGUCACCCUGCAAGAGAGCCAUGUCGGUUACACCCCAGCCAACUCGGAGUUCCUAACUUGCCUUACGACAAAAUGGCCAAACCUUGAUAUCCAGUGGGCCAGUUUUACUCCAUCUCUGAACUAGCCAGUUAACUUUAAAUGUUAUUGUACUAGUAUGCCACGUUCUGAAUCACAAAUUUAUUAUUGAUCCUACAUUAACGAAGGGGAACAAAAAAUGCAUGAUUUGUAAAUGUAAUCAGUAUGGCCACAGGUUUUUGUAUUUAAAUUUUAUUUGGAAGUACUUCUAUUUUUCUUCUAAUGUUUCAGUUGUGUUCAAGGCUAUAUUUACAGCAAAUAUUUAUUUUUCAUAUGGAUAUGCAUUGUCUGUUUUCAGUCACUACUGUGUUUUUGUAUUUGUGUUACAUAUAUAUAUAUUUUUUUUUUCUUUUUUUUUAAUAAAAGAGGCAAGACUUGAUCUCAGGUUUGGUAUUAGCAAUGCACUUAGAUGAACAAUAUGAUUUUAAUUUUCACCAGAUUUGUUUGUUGGCUUUUGAAAGGCUUUUUUUAAUUUAAUAUCAGUUUGUUCACAUGAAAUUACCAAAUCUCCCUAUGAAGGAUUGGAAUCCUUCAUCUGAAUCAGACCUGAUUAAAGUACAUGACUGGAACUGCGCUAGAUGUUAGUUUUAGUGCACUGUAUUUCUGGUUUGUUUCGGUUUGUGUCCCUCAUGUGGAGAUUUGAAAGCUUCAUGUCAAUGUCAGUGCUUUACUGCAUUAGUCCAUCUCAUGUGUUCACCUUUGUUGAUAAUAUCAGUAGUUGCUGUGGAUACAAUUUUUGUGGGCUCUACCUGUACAUGUAGUGGAGACCCUUUAUGUAAAUUCUAAACUGUUCCUCUUCCUCCCUUCGCUUCUCUUCUUCUCCCUUCCUUCUUUUCCUCCUCCUGUUCCUCCUCCUCCUCCUCCUCCUUCUCCUUCUCCUUCU
Molecule: messenger RNA, 2557 nt
Organism: Penaeus monodon (black tiger shrimp)
Lineage: Eukaryota; Metazoa; Arthropoda; Malacostraca; Decapoda; Penaeidae
Product: ubiquitin carboxyl-terminal hydrolase MINDY-3 homolog
Exons: 10
Coding region: 308-1723 (471 amino acids)
Biological process (GO): protein K48-linked deubiquitination
Molecular function (GO): cysteine-type deubiquitinase activity; calcium ion binding; K48-linked deubiquitinase activity
Source: RefSeq, a predicted model, not a curated record